GCUAGCGUCACAGGUGCUAGGCCUCUCAGCCGCUCAACUCCUUCACAGCCAGCAGCUGUGUCGCUCGCGUGAAUCACGACGGUUUGACUCUGCAUUGCAGUCGCGAGAGGCUCAACUCGCUGCGCCGCAAGAAUCCGAGACGAAUCUCGCGCCUCGGAGCUGCAGAGAGCUGCCCAGUGGCCAAGAGACAAAUCAGAGAUCAAAUCUCGGAGAGCUGCACCAGUGGCCAGACAAAUGCCAUAAAGGACGUAAAAAAACAAAACCAUGGGCGCGAAAUCCUCAAAGGUCGUCAGCGAGGCGCCGUCGUCGCGCAGCUCCUUCGAGCGCAUGGCGUCGGUGCGCGACUACUUCACGGCGCGCAUCACGCCGCUCGAGGACGUGACGCCGCCGGCGCCGCCGCUCGUCGUCGUGCUGCGCGGCCACACGAAGUUCGUCACGGACGUCGUGGAAUUGGCCGACUCGAGGAUCGCGUCGGCGUCCGAGGACCGCACCAUCAGGGUGUGGAGCCUCGCGGAGGACGGCACGGCCGACGGGAAGCCCGACGUGCUGUCCGGCCAUACGGACGCCGUGCGUUGUCUGGUUGCGCUCAAGGACGGCCGCCUCGCCAGCGGAUCAAGAGACAAGACGGUGCGCAUCUGGGAUAUAUCAGAAAACCCAACGGCGCCGAUCAUCCUAAAAGGGCACGAGGGCUACGUCUGGAAGCUCGCCGAGUUGGCUGAUGGUCGCCUCGCCUCGGGCUCCUGGGACAAGACGAUCCGGAUCUGGGACUUGUCAGGUGAUGCUGCCCCGCUCGUCGUGCCGCACGGCGACGCCGUCCGCGGCAUGUUGGCGCUGAAGGAUGGGAGACUAGCGACGGGCGGCGGCAAGGACGGCAUGAUCAACGUCUGGAAUGUUGAUUCCCAAAGCUGCACGAAGGCGCUCGAAUUAGCGAGCCACCCCAAAUAUGUGGCAGCUCUAGCGGAGCUCCCCGGUCAACGAUUAGCGGCGGGCGGCGGCGACGCGGGAAGGAGGGGCGAGGGUUUUCAUAUUCGCAUCUUCGACCUGAAUGACGGGCCGCAUCAGGCGCCCAAGGUGCUGCGUGGCCGCGCCGACGUCUGGAGUCUGGUGACGCUGGACGACGGCCGGCUGGCGGCGGGCGGCCCCGACGGUGUUAGGGUGUGGGACUUGGACAACGAGGAGAGACGACCUAUUGGAUUUGCGGGCCAGGCCACGGUCGACGGCAUGGCGUCACUCAAGGACGGCACGCUCGCUUCUGGUGGUGAUGAUGGUACGAUCCGCGUUCAUAGGGUGAAGACCUACGAGUACUAUAGGGAGAUCCUGCGAGUUACGGAAGACGUGGCGCGGAAGUGGUUCGCCGAGGACCGGUUAGGGGAGUUGUUCGACGCUUCUGUAUUACAAUAUGAUGAGCUCCUGACGAUCGACGACGACGACGCGCCCACCGGCUUAGGAGCGGUCGCAUCUAGAGCAGUGGUCACGCAAGCGCGAAACUUGGACGCCAUCGCCACGACAUUGAAGAGUGCGCCUUCCUCUAAAAGGGACGCUUGCAUCGACGACCUCGCGCCGCGCGUCUUACGCUUAGUCAAGGACGAAGAACUACUACUAACGUUCGAGCAGCGUUUGGUGAGCAAGAGCGCCGUCGAGCAGCUCACGCCGUCGCCCCUGUUCCGGGUCGUGCUGAAUUUCAAGUUCGUCGCGGGGCCGCGCUUCGUGCUGUGGUUGGACAUCAUCCUCUUCCUCACGCUCUUCGUCUCGUUCACGCGGCUCACGAUCGUCGGUUACGGGUACAAGGGGCUGCACGGUCAUAACAUCGAGCGGUGGUACAGGGGCGAGAAGACCGUCGAGAUUAUUCUAGGUUUUAUCAUCCUGACGUACUAUUCAUUGAAAGAGGCGCUCAACGUGUAUUAUGAUCGGAAGCGGGAGUUAGCGGUAAGGCACUCGGACGCGCGUAAUUGCUUCUUCAAGCUCUUCGGGCAGGCGAAGCUGCCUCCCUUGUUUACGACGGGGCCCCAAGCACUUAGGUCACUUACGAAACUCCUCGUGUAUGCGGUCAAGGGGCCCCUGUCCUGGCGCAAGAAGCUCUCGUUGAUUCCGAGGAUUGUGCUUUCAAUAAUUGCGGUGCUGCUGUUCCUGCCCCUGUCGUGCUUGCCGGGGCGAAGUGUGAAGGCCUUUGUGUUUGGGGUGGUCCCUUCCAUACUGUACAACACGUUAUCGUUGUUGGGCUUACCGCGCGCGUGGCGCUCGUCGCUCUGGAACUGGAUCGAGGUCACGUCCCUCGUACUGUCGUGGACGUCCUUCGCCCGAGCGGCUCUUAGUAGAAUCCCCGUGAACCUCGCCGUCGCGACAGCAUUAUUUCUGUGGUUCGAGGUCUUUGACUACCUGCGCUAUUCUGCGGUCAACGAGGAGCUUGCUGCUUUUGUAUUGAUGAUCGGGCAGAUCUUAUUGAAGCUCGCGGUCUUCAUGUUUGUGUUUGUGCUCAUCCUGAUGAUGUUCACAAAUUUAUUUUAUCUGCGGAUGGGGAACCGGCACAUCAAGCGCUACUUCGAUUUACACGACGACGCGCCCAACUACUUGGACCACCCGUUCAACAAUCUGCUCAAGUCGUUCUACUCCGUGCUGUUAUUGGCUUUUGCGCAGGAGUUCGACCCGGAUAUAUUUCAUACGACGAUCGAUCGGGUCAUCUUCGUGUUCUACCUGUUCAUUAUUGUUAUAGUGCUCCUCAAUGUCUUAAUUGCGAUCGUGAACUCGCAGUACGCGGACACUUCAGCGAGAGCCACGAAGUUAUUUUAUCGCGGCCGCUUUGAGUUGGUUGCGGAGACGUCGGAUUUCUUGCGGAUGCUGCCGCGGCGGCGCAACAUCCACUCGGAGACGAUCCAACAGGUCGCCGCGAUGAUCAAGCGCGAGGUUAAUAGAGGUACCGUCCGCGACGCCAUUAGGGGAGAGGACUUGAGGGAAGAGGUCCUGCGCAUCCAGCGCGAGACCGACGCGAAACUGCUGGAGAUGCAGGCCAAGAUGGACGCUAUAUUGAAUGCCGUGACUAGUAAUAAUUCAUAGUUAGAUAA
Pelagomonas calceolata is the source of this 3059-nucleotide messenger RNA. The record is from the annotation of a GenBank genome assembly. NCBI's taxonomy places the organism in Eukaryota, Pelagophyceae, Pelagomonadales, Pelagomonadaceae.